Messenger RNA from Aspergillus versicolor CBS 583.65, 1277 nucleotides. RefSeq lists its product as uncharacterized. NCBI's taxonomy places the organism in Eukaryota, Fungi, Ascomycota, Eurotiomycetes, Eurotiales, Aspergillaceae. Bases 328 to 1128 code for a protein of 266 amino acids. The record is from RefSeq and is a predicted model, not a curated record. Gene Ontology annotation, molecular function: oxidoreductase activity. The transcript is spliced from 3 exons.
UGGCAUACGUACUGCACAAGUCGCCAUACGUUUUCCCCGUCAUCGGGUGUCGGACUGUUGAGCAUCUGGAGUCGAACAUCGAGAGUCUUGCGGUUGCGUUGACCGACGAAGAGAUCUACGAGAUUGAGGAUGCGACGCCGUUCGAUAUCGGCUUUCCCAUGUCGUUCUUGUUUGAGAUGCCGGGGCAGAAGUAUCGGAGUGAUAUGACAACCAGGCAUAUCUGGCAGGUUACCUGUAAUACUCGUCUUGAGGCCGUUCCCAAGCUUCGGGGAUACAACCAGAUGGAUCGGUAGGAUUCUGAUAUUACUAGAUAGCUAGUUUUCUGGAAUGAACAUGAACUUUCGGGGUCCGAAUCCCCUCGAAAUAGCGUAUAUAAUUUUCCGCUUCCCCAGUAUUCCAGGACUGACACCACCCAAUUUUACCCCCUUAAUCAUGUCAGACAACUACCGCCUCGACGGAAAAGUCGCCCUUGUCACCGGCGCCGGCCGUGGAAUUGGCGCUGCCAUCGCAGUAGCUCUCGGUCAGCGCGGCGCCAAAGUCGUCGUCAACUAUGCCAACUCGCACGAGGCCGCCGAGAAGGUCGUCCAUGAAAUCAAAGCAAACGGUAGCGAUGCGAUUGCACUCAAGGCCGACGUUGGCGACCCCGAGGCUGUGGCCAAAUUGAUGGACAAGGCUGUAGACCAUUUUGGAUAUCUCGAUAUUGUGUCCUCGAAUGCUGGGAUUGUCUCGUUUGGACAUCUCAAGGAUGUUACACCAGACGAAUUUGACCGCGUCUUCCGAGUCAACACCCGCGGCCAGUUCUUCGUUGCGCGUGAAGCCUAUCGCCAUCUACGCGAAGGAGGCCGCAUCAUCCUAACCAGCUCCAACACUGCGUCGGUCAAGGGGGUACCCAAACACGCCAUCUACUCAGGAUCCAAGGGUGCCAUUGAUACAUUUGUCCGCUGCCUGGCCAUCGACUGCGGGGACAAGAAGAUCACCGUGAAUGCCGUUGCUCCUGGCGCCAUCAAGACGGACAUGUUUCUUGCCGUGUCCCGGGAGUAUAUUCCGAACGGCGAGAGCUUUACCGAUGAGCAGGUCGAUGAGGUAUGCAGUCUGCCUUCGAUUAGUGGUGUAUUUGCUAAUAGUUAGUGUGCUGCGUGGUUGUCGCCUUUGAACCGAGUCGGUCUGCCGGACGAUGUAGCCCGAGUGGUCAGCUUCCUGGCAUCGGACGCAGCAGAAUGGGUUAGUGGGAAAAUCAUCGGCGUCGAUGGAGGCGCAUUUCGAUAGAUUAUCUUAAA